Messenger RNA from Owenia fusiformis, 545 nucleotides. The record is from the annotation of a GenBank genome assembly. Lineage: Eukaryota; Metazoa; Annelida; Polychaeta; Sabellida; Oweniidae.
AAAACGGCAAGGUGUGCAGCGCCAUCUAGUAAAGAAAAAAUGGCGAAAGACGAAAGUCAAAAUCCAUUUUCAUUUCAAAAGUUCGUCAGUAAAAAGUCUAAAGGUGAUCUUACUUCACAAGCACCUGAUGCUGAAAUAGAUAUAUUUGAUCUUCCUGAUGUUCAAGACCCUCAAGUGCAAGAACAGAACCAGAGUACAAGUAAUGAAGAUGUUCCAGGAGAAUCUGCUUCAAAGGUUAAGUCUUCAAACCCAUUUUCGUUUAAGAAGUUUUUAACUAAAGACUCAAACAUAAGCAAAACAGGAGUUAAAGUUCAUGCAGAAGCUAGCAAUGAAAAACAUCUCCCAGACUUUACAUCAGAUCUUCCAGAUUUCGACAGUCCUGUUACCCACAAUACACCAUUCCAUGAAGAAGUUACGUCAUCUCUGCCUGAUUUUACGUCACGAGUUGAUGUGCUGCCACAAGUAUCAGACAGUGUGUCACAGCUUGACUAUCUGACAUUGAAUAAUGGGGUGCCUGAUUCAGGUCAAAAACAUUUAGAUUUACC